AUGUCGUUUCCUACGUUUGGGGAACGCAUAUCAGAGCUCGCUGAGCCAGGGUAUAUCGGAGUAGCUGCUACCUACAGUUUCUUUUCCGUUAUGUUUGAGUACAUGUUCCGUGGCCAACCACUUGCACCUAUAUUCAAACUUCAGGAGAUCAAGGAAGAAGCCUUCUCUAGGUUCUGGAUCAAAUUUUCUGGCGCUCGCGAUACACCAGAUCCAUCAGCUCCUGCGCCAGUGCCGGUUGCGUCAAAUGCCCUGGUACCACCACUCCUCGCGCGGGCUGAUGGAGUGGUUCUCGAUCUUGGUCCGGGAACAGGAACCCAAACGCCACUUUUCACCAAUCCGGAUCUCCGUGUGAUGUACGGCGCAGAGCCAUGUCUAGGGCUACAUAAAGAUCUUCACAAAAAGGUCGAGUCAUGUGGGUUAGCAUCAAAAUAUCAAAUCCUGCACUGCGGAGCUCAGCCGGAAUCUCUACUUCCAGCGCUCAAGAAGGCUGGCGCACUCGAUGACGCGAAUAACGAAGGCAAAGGAAUAUUCGAUUCUAUUGUUUGCGUCCGAGUCCUGUGCUCGGUGCCUGAGCCUGAGAAGACGGUGAAGGGGCUCUACGACUUGCUUAAGCCAGGUGGGAAGAUGUUGGUCGUUGAACAUGUGGUGAAUCCCUGGACUACACCUAAAGGAAGCACGAUUGCGAGAUUUGUGCAGGCGAUAUAUGGGCUUUGUGGCUGGAAUUUUUUCAUGGCCGGUUGCAAUUUGGACAGAGAUACCGAGCGUACACUUCGAGCGGUCGCAGAUGUCGAUGGUGGAUGGGGGAGUGUUGACCUAGAGACGCUGUUCGCCUCGGGCCCUCUGCCUUAUGUCUCCGGAACUCUGGUCAAGCGGGAGUGA
Arthroderma uncinatum is the source of this 879-nucleotide messenger RNA. RefSeq names its product phospholipid methyltransferase. The transcript has 3 exons. The coding region runs from base 1 to 879 and encodes 292 amino acids. Lineage: Eukaryota; Fungi; Ascomycota; Eurotiomycetes; Onygenales; Arthrodermataceae. The record is from RefSeq and is a predicted model, not a curated record.